Molecule: messenger RNA, 783 nt
Organism: Ustilaginoidea virens
Lineage: Eukaryota; Fungi; Ascomycota; Sordariomycetes; Hypocreales; Clavicipitaceae
Exons: 1
Coding region: 1-783 (260 amino acids)
Source: RefSeq, a predicted model, not a curated record
AUGUUACCACCUCCCUCAUUACUCGUCUUGGCCUUUGCUGGUCUUGCGCACAGCAUCUAUGCUGCAUCCAGCACUCCACGGGGUGCGGUGAACAGCGAACCGUUUCAUCGCCCGGAAUCCAUUUCCAACCUCUCGUUUGAAGAGUUCCUUGCAAAAGUAAGCCGCAUAAACAAGGCAACAAGUCCCGCGCGUUAUAGACGCCAGGAUGGUGAUGUUGUGCUAGGGGAAGUUCACAAUAACCCCGAAGGAAACGAGAUGCUCCGGGAGUUUCAUAAGGAAUGCAGAAAGUUUCGCGGGUACCGCGCCAUGAGCGGCGUGUGUGCCGGGAAGUCGCUCAUGAGAAGGAGCAUAUACUGCGGCAAGCCGGGAGAUUCGUCGGCAAAGCGGAAAGCUACGAGUCUGUACUGUCCCGAGGGCAAGAAAUGCGGCUUACGUUAUGCCUUCAACUACCAUGAAAACUACGUCCAGUGGCCGGUCUGUGUCGAUACCGUCAAAGUCGACAGGCCGACGAGAAGAACCGAUCCAAUCCCUGGAUUCUCGGCGGAUUAUUUCGCUUCUGUGCCGGGUUCCUUCGAUGGUGUACCGCAAUCUCCAGGAACCCGGUAUUUCCAUUUUCAAAUGGACUCGUAUGUGAAGAAUGGCGAAGCUGCUCCGUACGGCUUCUUCACUGACACGGCCGGCCAUUCGGGCUGGGGGCUGACCUGGUCCUGUUUUCAUUGCCCACCUGGGUUGGUCAAGAUUCAUUCUAGGGAGCGUGCGCUCGCAUACGCCUACGUAGAUUAG